AUGGGGAAUUUCCGCAGUGCAAUUGGUGCAAGCACCAUAGCCUGGCCUGUACGUUCAACCGAAUUACAGGACAAACCGAAGCACGGGUUCUUCAGAUCCACCAUCCCUCACGAAAAUGUGACAUUUUUUAGUGGAAUACAUCUACUUACUGAUGAGGGUCUAAGAUGGAUUGAACAUCAGGUGGGGGAAGAAGUCAACCGUGCAAAAUUGAGCGCAUUUGAGCUACCAUGGACAAAUCCGCGUCGAAUCCACGACUACGCUGCUGUCUCGUCCGACCUCCCUCCUGAACUACCUCGUCGAAAGACUGUUGAGGUGUAUGUUCUACGGUUUACUUCGUCAUUUACGAGCCUCGUAUUCCCCGUCAUUAGCAAAACUCUCUUCAUGAAGACGCUAGACCUUGCUUAUGGGCCACGUGGUGUAUUCGGCAGCACUAGUGCCAACGCUUGUGUCUAUUCCUUCAUCUCGCUAGUAAGCUUGUUUGGCUUUGACGACAACACACAUGGGGCUGUAGACUGUGGGUCUUAUGCCUCUACAGCCUUGAGAGCAGUACCUCAUAUCAUCGAAGAGAUGACGGUCGAUGGACUUCAAUCUCUUAUGAUGCUUGUUCAUCUUCAAUAUUUCUUGGGUGAUCUUCAAUCAGCUGCAGUCACCAUCUCUAUUGCCACCCGGCUUUUAUACAAACUCGGAGCCCAUACGAAUCCAGCUGGUAUGAACUCCUCCGUUCAUUUGCCGCCAUAUAACAAGGCCAUUCUUGAAUAUCAUGUUCGAGAUCUUUUUUGGGUGUGUUACUCGUUCGACAAAGAUAUUUCUCUCAGAAUGGGUCAGCCCGCAUCCAUCAAUGACUUCAAUUGCGACCUGUCAUUACCUUUGGAGUACGUUCGCCUGCAGAAUUCCAACAUCCAACGGGAUGAGCUAAAGCCCGACGAUCAUACACUUCCUCUUUACCCUUGGGAUCUUCGACUUUCAAUGAUUAAAUCAGAAGCCUACAAUACCCUGUACUCAGUGAACGCCAGUUUCAAAUCAGACUGCCAGAUCCUAGAGAGCAUUCGAUGCCUUGAUGCGGCACUGGAUGAGUGGAGGCUAUCACUUCAUUCCGAAAUUCGUCCAACAUUGUGCUUCUCGUCGGAUAUGUCGACCAAAGCAAAAUUGAACACACAGGAAGUGAUACUCCGACUCGCGUAUUACCACUGUAUGUCCAUAAUCCAUCAGGCAAGUGACAGGCGCAAUAUCUCCAAGCUUGAUGCCGGAAUUCGACUGGAGGGGAUAAGCUCUAGCGUAAAUCUUUCUACCACGGCCUGUCGCUCCACACUUUCGCUCCUUCAAACAAGGUUGCCUACGUUGAAAGGGGAAUGUUUCUGGGUGCUGCUUUUCUAUAUAUUGACAGCAAACCUAACUCUCUUUUGUAACAUCCUCAAGGAUCCACUUCAGUCGGAAAGCUCUCAAGACGUGGCUAUCUUACGUGAGGUUCCCGCCAUGAUAAAUAAAAUUCCCAUUCGAAAUCUCACUCCAGCCGAAAUGAUUCACUUGAGUUUUCUGAACGGUUUUACCACAGAACUUGCAAGGCUAGCGAUGUGCGCUGUGUUGAAGGCGCAAAAAGAAUCGCGUAGCCCGGGACAUGUAUGCACUUAA
Messenger RNA from Penicillium canescens, 1629 nucleotides. RefSeq names its product fungal specific transcription factor domain-containing protein. Gene Ontology annotation, molecular function: zinc ion binding; DNA binding. The transcript is spliced from 4 exons. Lineage: Eukaryota; Fungi; Ascomycota; Eurotiomycetes; Eurotiales; Aspergillaceae. Gene Ontology annotation, biological process: DNA-templated transcription. The record is from RefSeq and is a predicted model, not a curated record. The coding region runs from base 1 to 1629 and encodes 542 amino acids.